AAAAUGGACUUCUGGAAUCUGGCCAUCAGAAUCAUUUUCUUAUUACAAACUAUAACUGGAAUUCUGGGAAAUUUCUCUCUUAUGUUCCACUAUCUACUCCUUUACUACAGAGAAUGCACACUGAAGACCACAGAUUUUAUUCUCGUGCACCAAAUGACAGCCAAUAGCUUGAUCAUUCUCUCUUCAGGAGUGCCACACACAAUGGCAGCUUUUGGGUUGAAGCAGUUCUUGAAUGAUUUUGCAUGCAGAUUCCUGAUAUUCAUUCAAGGAUUUAGCAGGACUGUGUCCAUUGGCUCCACCUGCUUCUUGAGUGUCUUCCAAGCCAUGACCAUCAGUCCCAGGGAAUCCUUUUGGAAGGAUUAUAAAAUCAGAACUGCCAAGUACACUGGCUGCUCCAUUUCCCUCCUCUGGGUCCUGUCCAUGUGGGUAAAUUUCAUUUUCUUUAUGUACACAUUUAUCAAAGACAAUAACAAAAACAUGACAAAUAAACGUGAUUUUGGAUACUGCUACAAUGAAGGGCAUAAUAACAUAAUUGACUCACUCUAUAUAACACUGGUGGUGUGCUCUGAAGUUUUCUUUUCUGUGCUCAUUGCCUUGUCCAGCAGCUCUAUGAUUGUCAUUCUGUACAGACACAAGCAGAAGGUCCAACACAUCCACAGCUCUCAUGGUUCCAGCAGAACCUCUCCUGAGUCCAGAGCCACUCAAAAGAUCCUGAUUCUGGUGUCUACCUUCCUGGCUUUUUAUACUCUCUCCACCAUCUUGCGGGGCUGCAUUGCUGUUUUGGGUAAUCACAACUGGUGGUUGGUGACUAUAAACCACUUCACUUCUCUGUGUUUUCCCUCUAUUGAACCAUUUGUUUUUAUGGGUCAUUACUCCUUUGUGUCCAGGCUUAUUUUGGACUGGAUAAGCAAAAAAAAAAUCUUAAUCUUAUUUUAA
This is a messenger RNA of Meriones unguiculatus (Mongolian gerbil), 936 nucleotides long. Its product is annotated as vomeronasal type-1 receptor 4-like. Gene Ontology annotation, cellular component: membrane. NCBI's taxonomy places the organism in Eukaryota, Metazoa, Chordata, Mammalia, Rodentia, Muridae. Bases 4 to 936 code for a protein of 310 amino acids. Gene Ontology annotation, molecular function: pheromone receptor activity. The record is from RefSeq and is a predicted model, not a curated record. The transcript has a single exon. Gene Ontology annotation, biological process: G protein-coupled receptor signaling pathway.